Messenger RNA from Hyposmocoma kahamanoa, 1954 nucleotides. RefSeq names its product DNA polymerase epsilon subunit 2 (gene DNApol-epsilon58). Gene Ontology annotation, molecular function: DNA binding. The record is from RefSeq and is a predicted model, not a curated record. Gene Ontology annotation, biological process: error-prone translesion synthesis; DNA-templated DNA replication. Gene Ontology annotation, cellular component: epsilon DNA polymerase complex. Bases 1 to 1578 code for a protein of 525 amino acids. Lineage: Eukaryota; Metazoa; Arthropoda; Insecta; Lepidoptera; Cosmopterigidae. The transcript has a single exon.
AUGGAGGACCUCCAAAAAUUACGUACGGAAGUGACCAACGCCUUUAAACUCAGUGGAUUUACUAUUCGAAAGGAGGCUAGUACGUUUGUAGCUGAACGAAUUUCUUCGUUAAGUACACAAGAAAGACAAAAGACGAUUGAUAAAUUAAUUGUUCAUCUACUCCAUCAGUGCCUAUCGCAACCUGUUUUGGAGAAGGAACACGUAGAAAUAGCAUAUAAAGAAUGUUCAACACUGGGACUUGAAGACGCAGAAACUGUAUUUAAUGUAAUCGAUGCGUUUAGUAUCCCGAAACUUUGUUACGACAUUGAAAGGAAAAAAUUCACAAAAGACGUAAGUAUUUGCAACAAUUUAUUCCCAGAUGCCAAAUGGAAAGCCCAGUUCCUUAUAGAUAGGUACAUGAUAAUUUGGCAGAGGACAGUUCGAAAUAAAUUGUUUACUCAAGAUGUGCUGCCGUCUGUGGACGACGAUAAACGGUUUCAACUAAGAAAAAUAGAGGUGUUGCUAAGUUCUUCAAGCAGAAUCGAUGAGGUGAUUGUCUUGGGUUUGUUAACACAGCUUACAGAAGGAAAAUUUUAUUUAGAAGAUCCAACGGGCAGUGUCAUUCUAGAUAUGUCAGAAACACGGUACCACUCAGGCUUAUUUACUGAAUGUGGUUUUGUACUAGCUGAGGGAUAUUAUGAUGACAAGACAUUACAUGUUAUGGGCUUAGUUUUGCCCCCGUCAGAAACUAGAGUCACAUCAUUACCUUAUUUCGGAAGUUUAAACACUUUUGGUGGAAAAUCUAAGAGUCUACUUAAAAAUUCACUCAGUCUCUUAAAGAUUGAGAAAGACAAUCAAGAUGGAAUUAUCAUAUUUUUGUCAGAUGUCUGGUUGGAUAACUUAAAAGUUCUGGAUAAGUUGAAAAUAUUAUUAUCUGGCUAUAAUGAAUUCCCUCCCAUAGCUAUAAUCGUUAUGGGAGAGUUUUUGUCCUGUCCGUAUGGGUCUGAACAUAGUAAUCAAUUAAAAACUGCAUUAACAAAUUUUGGUGAACUGGUACAUCCAUUUUCAAAUCUUAGAGCGAGCUGCAAAUUUAUUUUUGUACCAGGAAGAGGAGAUCCAGCCACAGCGAACAUAUUACCAAGACCGCCAAUACCAAAUUCUAUUACAAAGGAAAUCAGAGACAAAUUAGGAGAUUCUGUUAUCUUCACAACAAAUCCGUGUCGAAUUCAAUACUGCACACAAGAACUAGUACUUAUAAGACAGGAUUUGGUAACAAAAAUAUGUCGUAAUUCAAUACAUUUUCCAGAAAAGGGCGAUAUUCCUGAUCAUUUAACAAAAACACUGUUAAGUCAGUGCACACUGUCUCCAUUGUCGCUUGGAGUACAACCGGUGUAUUGGAAACAUUCUGAAGCAUUGAGUUUGUACCCUAUGCCAGAUUUGAUAGUGGUAGCUGAUCAUUUUCAGCCCUAUACAAGGUCAUACCAGGAUUGCAAAGUUGUUAAUCCAGGAUCUUUCCCAAGAACAGAAUUUUCUUUUAAAGUUUAUGUACCGGCUUCAAGAACUGUUGAGGAUUCUCAAAUACCAAAUGAUGAUAUUUGAUGUACCCUAUUAUGAUUUCGACGACUUUGAUGGCCCUGGAAGAGGAGGUCUCAGGUUCGAUUUCCAGUCAGACCAAUUUGAGGAAUUGGUUGUGGACUGGGUGUUCUGGCAAAUACCCCGGAGUUCUAUUGCUUUGAUGCUUAUAUAAGUACAGGGAAUCCCCUAGUUUGAGACCAGUUAAUUGUAGGGUUCCACAUGAUUCUUGUUUUUUCUGUUGAUGCCAAUGUGAAUACCACCACAUCAAAGUAGAAAAGUAACUUAUCAGCCUUUCUAUAAAGUGUUAAUAGUAAAUAAAAGGGUAAAAUAAAGUAGAACUUUAUAAUCUAAAAAUUGUUUAUUUUUAAACAAAUAAUUUUAUGAGAUACUGUAUAUAAAU